Messenger RNA from Monoraphidium neglectum, 774 nucleotides. RefSeq names its product Protein P80. Lineage: Eukaryota; Viridiplantae; Chlorophyta; Chlorophyceae; Sphaeropleales; Selenastraceae. The transcript is spliced from 5 exons. Bases 1 to 774 code for a protein of 257 amino acids. The record is from RefSeq and is a predicted model, not a curated record.
AUGGGCGACGGCCCCGACGCCGCCAACGGCUCCUUCACUGCCGCCAUCGGCGGCAGCCCCGACGUCUGCAGGCGCUUGAACCUGGUCGCGACCGUCUGCAAACAAGACACGGGCAUGGCGCGCAUGGCCGGGUGCCUGCCCAACUACCACCCGAUGUGCAGCACCAAGGGCAGCGUGGUGAAGCGGUGCACGGAAUACCCGGGCUUCGCGCAGCUGCCAACAACCAAGGCCGUCAACGACGCGGUGAAGCAGCUGUGCACGGCAAAGCGGUCGCGCCCCGGCUGCGCGGCCUGCCUGCCGUCCUUCGACGCCGCCAAGACCUAUGGCAGCUGCGACCUGCUGGGCACCUGGGGCGGCAUCUGCGCUGCAGAGCCCAAGCUGCCCCAGUGCGCCAACCACACGGCUCUCUGCGCCAAGGACAAGGCCUGGUACUUCUGCAAAGCGGGCGCCACCGCCAUCACGGACAAAGGCUGGAAGCUGCUCAACGCGACACUGACAGCUGCCGCCACGACGGCCGCUGGCCCCAAGGCAGCAGCACACGAUAUGUCAGGCCAUGACAUGGCCGGCCACGACCAUGACAUGGCCGGCCACGACAUGGCCGGGCACGACCACGACCAUGACAUGGCGGGCCACAACAAGACAGCUCCCCGAGGGCUCUACGAAUCGCCUGCCUCUGCCAACACUACUAAGCCCAAGGCGGCUUCACGCGCCGCUUGCGCCGUCGCAGCUCCUCUGCUGGGCCUUGCCCUGGCAGUGGCAGCUGCGUUGGUGUGA